UUUUUACUAUCAAAAUACAACAACAGCCAAUUAUAAUGAUAGUGGCUAUUGUCAUACAAACGGUACUGAUAAUAAUGGUUAUCAUUCAAGAUUUAAUCAAAAUGUUUCAUCAUUAUCUGUAAUGUCACCACCAGCAUCACCUGCUGAUCAAAAAUCAUUAAUACAGAUGCAUUUACAUAAACAACAACAACAACAACAACCACAACCACCGAAUUCUGAUACUAAUCAAACUUAUCAAUUUUUAUCAACAUCAGCAUGGUCAAUGACUAAUAGCCAACAACAACAACAACAACAACAACAACAGCAGCAACAAACAAUGCUUACACUUCAAUCAACAAAUUCAUCGAUCUCACAACCACCGAAUAAUUGUAUUGUAACUAAUGAUAAUAAUAAUGAAGAUAUUAUCUGUAAUGGUCAAUUAAUGCAACAUUCAUCAAAUCAUACUCAUUCACUAAGUCAACAACAUCAACAUCAACAUCAAUCACAAAAAUCACAAACAAAUAAUAGUAACAACAGUGUUAAUAGUAGACAGAAAAAAGUGACCACACAUACCUGUUCACAUCCUGGUUGUACAAAAACAUAUACAAAAAGUUCACAUUUGAAAGCACAUUUGCGUACACAUACUGGUGAAAAACCAUAUCAAUGUAGUUGGAAAGGUUGUGGAUGGAAAUUUGCACGAUCAGAUGAAUUGACUAGACAUUUUCGUAAACAUACUGGUGAUCGACCAUUUCAAUGUCAACUAUGUGAAAGAGCUUUCUCACGUUCAGAUCAUCUAGCAUUGCAUAUGAAAAGACAUGCAGCUGUUUAAAUGAUCUGGGAUUAUUUUUUUUGUUUCAUCAAUAUCCACUCUAUUCAAAUCCGAUGAUUCUUGUCAUUGAUUGAUUGCAUCAUCAUCAUCAUCAUCAUCAAUGGUCAUCAAUGGUCAUCAUUAUCGAUAUUUGAAUUAAAAAUAAAAACGCCGAUCAUUGAUUACUACCCACUGAUGGCAAACCAGAAUCCAGAAAUCUUAUAUAUACAUUGGUUUUGUUUUUACAAUUUUUUUUUUCGUUUCGUCUGUUUUGUUUUGUUUCGUUUUUUUUCUAAAUUCCAAAAUUCUUUUCAUCAAGAAUCUUGA
Dermatophagoides farinae (American house dust mite) is the source of this 1114-nucleotide messenger RNA. RefSeq lists its product as uncharacterized. The record is from RefSeq and is a predicted model, not a curated record. Gene Ontology annotation, molecular function: RNA polymerase II cis-regulatory region sequence-specific DNA binding; DNA-binding transcription factor activity, RNA polymerase II-specific. Gene Ontology annotation, biological process: regulation of transcription by RNA polymerase II. NCBI's taxonomy places the organism in Eukaryota, Metazoa, Arthropoda, Arachnida, Sarcoptiformes, Pyroglyphidae.